Molecule: messenger RNA, 3356 nt
Organism: Mya arenaria
Lineage: Eukaryota; Metazoa; Mollusca; Bivalvia; Myida; Myidae
Product: selenoprotein T2-like
Exons: 6
Biological process (GO): cell redox homeostasis
Cellular component (GO): endoplasmic reticulum membrane
Molecular function (GO): thioredoxin-disulfide reductase (NADPH) activity
Source: RefSeq, a predicted model, not a curated record
UUAAAAUGGCCGACAUCGGAAGACUGCCCCUGGUGGCAGGCUUAUUUUUGUUUGUUUUCUUGACAUGGAGAGAUCUAUCAAUGACAGAACAAAGCUCUCAUGUUGGGAAAGAUAUCAAAGCACCUAAAUUUUCACAAUUUGCCACACCAACGAUCAAGUUCUUGUUCUGCUACUCCUGAGGGUAUAAGCGGGUCUUUGAGCAGUACACAAGCGUGUUGCACGAGAAGUUUCCGCAUGUGGCGGUUGAGGGAGAUAACUAUCCUCCUCCCGCUAUGAGGUCACUUCUUGCUCAAGGACUCAGUGUUUUAAAACUGGCCCUGAUUGCUAUGGUGGUCCUGGGCCAGGAUCCUUUCCCUCAUCUCGGCAUGGAGACUCCAUCCAUUUUCAGUUGGGCUGUACAAAACAAAGUUUAUGCAUGUUUGAUGAUUUUCUUCAUAAGUAAUGCCAUAGAAGGACAGCUUAUUUCCACAGGCGCCUUUGAAAUAUCAUUUAAUGAUGUACCAGUUUGGUCAAAAUUAGAAACUGGUCGUAUACCUUCAGCAGCGGAAAUGUUUCAGAUUAUUGAAAACCACAUGCGAUUUGGUCAGUCCCAAACUACUUAACAAUGGUGAACCCAUCCGGUGCAGCCCAAGUCAUCCUCAUCGUCAUUCAUUACCUCAAACUAUGUGCCCAAUGACUUGCCAGAGUUACAGCCCCUGAAUACUCUCCUGGGUGGAAAACAUGGAGGAAACUGACAGAAUGAAGGUGCACAUUUAAAGUUGCCAUGGCAACACUUGUGUGCUGGAGAAAUAGUCGGUGUUCCACUUUGUUUUUCUUGCCCAUUAAUUCUCUGUUGCUGAACAUCUGCACGGUCGUCGGACAUUUUCAUUGUUUAUAUUAUAUAUGUUCAUUGUAUUAUAAAGAUAUAGAUAUAUCCAAGCAGUGCAGUUUUUGUACAAUUAAAUGUUGAUUUUUAAUCUGUAUAUGAAGAAUUACAAAGGAUGUAUAAUCAGGCAUUGUACAACGUUGUGGAGCGAUGUUUAAAUUUAUAAUGUUAAUUGAGUGUUAUUAUUAUUAUUAUAAUUGUAUAUACAUGUACUUGAUUUAAUCUAGCAUUAAGAUAAUUUCGCAAAGUGAAAAUGGUUAAAUUUUAAUGUCUUCAACGCUAGAAAACUGUGUAAUAAAAGACAAUAAAAACAAAUUAUUUUCUUUUUAUUGAAAGGAAUAGACUUCUUAUAGAUGUAAAUUUAUUGUACUUGAAUUAAAAUGGAAUUGUCUGCAAGCUAUUACUUUAUGUUUUUUGCUACACAAAAAAUAUCAUUUAAGUGCAAUCAUGCUUCUGUUAUUGUUAUUGCCAGUUAUUUUUGUAUGCCCAUGUGUGUGUAAUUGAUAUAUCAGUGUAUGAGACAUUCCUUCAUUUGCUCCAAGUGUGGAAGACUAAAUCAUAAGUAUUUUUUAGGAGGAUGAAAUUAUCAUAAAUGACAGCAAUUGCUUAUCUUCGAUUUUCAGCUUAUUUCAAUGUUCAUGUAAUACAUGUAUAUAUCAAUCCUGAAAAAUGGUUAAAAUGUUAAGAAAUUUAUUAAGACUUGAAGAGUAAGUAUAAUUGUAAGAAUAAACCAGGGCAAGCUAGUAGCCUAACAUUUAUUCAAAAUUAAAUAAGAAGGCACAGGGAUCUGAGCCAAACAAGAGACACUUGCUACCACAAGGCUUCAAACUAGUCCAUAUAAACAGCCGCUUCAGAGUCUUUGACGAUUUUUGGCGACUCUGUGCGUCCAUAUCCCACUUGUUGUUUUCACAAACAGCCAACAAUGACAGAUCCCAGCGCUAAAUAUAUUCAGCGGAAAGUUAAAGGGCACCUGCUAGAAAGUGCUAAAAUGGUAAUACUUUCUGACAGAAGUCGAUCUGAAUUAGUGUUCCAUGAAACACUUAAGUGUAAUAAGAGAAAGGUAUUGGCUAAAAAAAUUAAUGUGUAACUUUUGUGUUUCUAUUUAUGAUGAAGUGUUAGGUUUUGCGAAGUUACAGUUGAAGAAAAUAUAUUACAUUGGUAUGAAUCAGUCGACUUGUGGCGUUUAAGGAACAAAAUGAAUAUCCAAAUGUGAAACAAAGUUUCCUAAAUGUGCAUUAUUGUGGCUAGGCUUCAUACAUGACAUACAUGUCAUACUGUUUCCUUACUGUAAAUCUUAAAGAUGCACUCUUACUCCCAAAUCAGAUUUACCACAAAUAAUAUCAUUGUUUUAAUAUACCAAAAAUGGAUGAAUAAAUGUAGAAAACAAUGUUUUUUUAUAAAGGACACCAAAUUUAAUUUGAAAAUAAGGUGCAAAAAUACACGGUAUUUCUUCCUUGUGAGACAAUAGUAGAUUGCAGUAAAUCUUUUAGCACUCACCAAUCAUUUUAUAAUUUUGCGUUUUAAGCUAUUUAAUACACGGUUACAAUCUUGUUAUCAAUAAAUUAGUAUUCUCCAUAAAUGCAUUAUUUAGUAAGUAGUUAAAGGUUUAUCACUCAAAAUUUAUGUUUAUUAUACAUGUGUAUGCAAUGAUUUUGAAUAAGAGUGUCACUUUAAUAUAUUUUCACUGACUCUGCCAUUAAUGCAGGUGGAUAAUACAUUCUGAGCGGGAGUGGGUGGGGGGACAAAUUCUGAUUACACUUGAAGGUAUUUUUCGUGGGUAUGUGAGACGGUGUCUAAUUUGUAAGUUAUUGUUGGUAGUAUGUGUUAAUUGUUUCUCCUGUUUACAAUAUCUGCCUACCACUGGGAAUCAUGUUUUUAAUUUUUUGUUUGUUGUAAAUGUAUAUGUAUUUUUUUACAAGUUGUAUUGUAAUGUUAAUUGAAGAACAUUGGUGGAGAAUUCCAAAAAAGAUAGUUUGUAGCAGGACAUGAUUUUUGAGAAUUUUCAUUUAGAGUGAUAAAGUCACCAUUGUUAACUUUCAAAAGUGAAAUUUUUGAUGAUGCCCUCAUAUAUUGGAACAAAACUAAACAGUUGAUUUAAAUCUUAUUAGGAAUACAGUUAACUACAAAUGUAACCAUUAAACAUCCAGAGCAGUAAAUAUUUGAAAGUUAACAAUGAUGAUGUUAACAACUUUGUUAACUUGAACAUUUUUUUUAAGUUUUGAAUAAUUGGUCCAAUUUUUAUUAAAUCAAAAUGGACGAUGUUGCAUUUAAGUACUCAAAUAUUUACCGAAAAAUAAGUAACUAUGCUGGCAUUGCCUUUAGAUAAGAAAGUGUUGGCUUGUUAUGAAACAUUGUGUUAUUUACAUAUUAGAACUUAGCUUUUAAAGAACUAUAUGCCACUUCAUUUGAACAUGUUUGUGUGUGCAUGCAUGCGUGCAUGAGUGCGUGAUCCAAUCUUAUAUAUUUGUUCUGAAUAAAUGCCUAACCAGUC